Messenger RNA from Trichomonas vaginalis G3, 705 nucleotides. RefSeq lists its product as uncharacterized. The record is from RefSeq and is a predicted model, not a curated record. The transcript has a single exon. Bases 1 to 705 code for a protein of 234 amino acids. Lineage: Eukaryota; Parabasalia; Trichomonadida; Trichomonadidae.
AUGCACCCAUUUAUAAAUAAUCAAUGUAUAACUAUUCUAGAUAACGCAUUAGCAUCACCAUUAGGACUUGCUGCAUUGAAUUAUUUUAAAUCUUUCAAGUUAAAUUACGAAAAUGUUUUUCCAAUUCAAAAAAUUCAAGAAAAACUCAAGAAGAACGAAUACAAAUCAAUAACAGAGUUUGUAGAUGAAGUUAAAGAAACAUUUCUCACAUCAGCUCGUUCUUUGAAUUCAGAUUCAGAAAUUUCAUUAGCAUUACAGACAAUAUGCAAGAUUAUAUGCAACAAAUCCUUACAACUCGAAGGAUCAACGCCAAACCAAUUUCAAUUCAAUAUUCAACAAAUUUCAGAAAUUUUAAACAAUAUUCUUCCAUCAAUACCAGAUAGCAUGGAGGAAUUAGAUAAAGCCCUCAGUUCUCAAGAUUAUAUCCCAAUUAACGAUAAUAUUCCACUUUUGCCAAAUUUAGGCGAUGAUGGCACACCUGUUGAUCCUAAUGAGAUCUAUGAUAAAUUACUGAGACUCCCAACAGAUGACGAUGUUUCUAAAGUCAUUGAUAUAGUUGCUCACUAUGAAAGCGCUUAUUCUCACGAAGAUUGCGUCAUGAAAAUCGAAUUGGCUAAAUGCCAUCAGUACACUUUGAGGCUAAUUAAGAACUACUUGGAAAAUGUAGAAUUACUUGAUGAAGAUACGAUUCAAAAAACAGAAUAA